AUGUCUGUGAGAGGUCCCAACCCCGCUCCCAGCCGCUCUGGGUAUUCCAUUGCCCUUCAGCUCCUUACCGAACUUCCCACCGUCCCAGUGGCGGUGGGGGCCUCCGUGGCGCUGGCGGCGACGGCCCUCGCGCUUUACAUCUCCACCGGCUCCCCCCGCUGGAAGGGCGCACCGGGUCUCUCUAAAGAAACAACAAAAAAAAGAAAUAUCGCAUCUAAACAGUGUAGUGAUCCCUCCCAUACAACAGUGAUCACGACGGUGUGUACAUCCACCAAAACACCAUGGGCCACAAGUAAAGAGGAAACAACAACACCAUCGGAGAUGGGACAGGAAGUGAUGGCACUUUUUGCUGUGGAUGUUGUGGAUUAUGUGAAUUCCCCAUGUACCUCACCUUGUGGUUGUAAUUGUCGACAUUAUCAAAUGCAUCAUUCUACAUCUUCUCAACAACAUUAUAGUAAUAAUGUUUGUGAACAUACUGUAGUAACAGGACGAGGAACAUUAAGUCCAACAUCUUGUGGGAGUAGAUCUUCUUCACUUAAGAGGACAUUAAGUGAACAUCUUAGUAAUAAUAGCAGUGCGAAUACACCAACAGUACUUCUUUCUACUUGUCCUUCUAGACAUGGUGUGGGAUUACUAACUUUACCUGAAAUGAGUAGUUCUGUUCAUAAUGAGAUUGAAUGUGAAGUAAGUAAUAAUGCGUUAGAUUGGAAUUCCUUACCAUCUAUGAAUUCUGUAGUCUCUGCUGGGGUUCCUGAUAUGACAGCAACUGGUAGUGAUAUGUUAAAUGAAUAUUUCCCAGACUCCUUUGGAGAUGCUGGGGGAUGUAGUAGUACUCAAAUGCCAUUAAACUCAUAUGAGGAAUAUAAACCACCACUACGUGGAUAUGACUGGAAACGACAAUUAGGAGAAACUGAAAAUGUGCCUUGGGGAAAAUUAAGACAAACACUUUCACAUUUAGUGGGAGCCGCUAGUUUAAGAUAUUCACCAAAUAUAGAAUCUCUUAGUGGUUUUAACUUUACAGAGAGUGAACAAAGAAGGGAAUUAUCAUUUACUACUACUUGUAUACGUAGAGCUCCUCUUCAUAUUAAGAAAGAUGACUUGUAUACAGAUAGAAGAGGAUUAUUAAAUACAUCAGAAAAUGCAAAUAAGACAGAUCUUAUCAUGGAUCACCAUAAUAAUGAUAAUAAUGAUAAUGAGAAUAAUGAUGAUUCCUAUACUAUAGAGAAUAAUAAUACUUCUUCUCCGUAUAUAUGUGGAGUGUUGAGUAGUGAAUAUCAGGAUGAAAAUAGACGAGAUGUAUAUCAUAAACGACCACCGCAGCUGGAGGCACAAUUGCGAAGUCUUGAAGUUAGACUUGAACAACAAUUGCGAAGUUCAGUAGGACGAUGUCCUUCAGAAACAACUACCACAGCUCCAGCCAAUACGAAAUCAAACACUGCGGUAAUAGAAUCUACUUCAUUAUCAGGUAGUGUUGAAUGUAUCUCAUCUCCACAUAUACUGGAUGUUCCAUCAGGAGGUGAAUUGGCAAGUAUAUCGCCUAGAGAAUCGGAUAAUGUCUGUUCAUUAACCUUAGAAGAUGCAUCUUUACAGUUAAAUCGACAAACCCCAACUAUGAUGACGACUGCUAAAGAAAUCAUUACUACUAAUACUAAUACUACUAAUACUACUACUACUAAUACUAUUAUACCACAACCACAACCACAACAACGAGAUCGUCGUGUAGAUGAUGUAUUUGUGCGGCACCGUACAGAAGAUGGAGCUUCUUAUUCACUUUCAUUAACAUAUCAUGAUGCCCAUGGUUCUUCACGUACUAUUGAUACUCACCCUUUACCACCAUUGAAGUUUUCACCACGUUCUGGAGUUGUAACUCCUUCUAGUACAGUUAUGACGAAUGUUUCUACUUCACGUUGGCAGACUCCAACACCUCUUAGUUCACAAGAAAGUGGUCAAAGCUCCUGUUGUCCGUUAAAUACGAUGCGAUAUGAAAAUACAAAGAUAUGUACCACACGUAGUAAUAAUGGAAAUAGCAGUAGUGUAGUUGUUAGUAGUAGAGGUAGUAGUAGUAAUAGUAGUAGUAGUUGUAAUAGAACGCAUCUCGUUGCCCCACUUCCAUUGUUGGAAUCCACAACAGGACCUCGUUUACAAGGAGUUGCGGGUAGACGUGGGGAAUUACGUAUAGGUGCUUUCUUAGGAGGAGGAUGGUGUGGAAAAGUUUAUGAAUGUCUAAACACAGAAACAGGAGAAGUUCUUGCAGCGAAACAAUUAAUGUUUGAUUCCAAAGAUCCAAAAUUACGUCAUCGAUUAAAACAAUUAGAAUUAGAAUUGGAAGUAUUAACAAUGUCUAAUCGUCAUCGUAUGCCGUGGAUUGUUGGUUUUCAUGGAACUGAAAAACGUGGACACUCUGUUCUUAUGUAUUUGGAAUAUUGUGCAAGAGGAUCUUUACUGGAUUAUAUGAUGAGUCAUGGAAUACCACAACCACCAAUAGUUUCUUCUACUGCUGUAUCUUCGGUUGUUGUUGUUAGUGGAAGAAGUGGAAGUGGAAGUGGAGGAAGUGGGACUGUGAAUAAUGAAUAUGUAUCUCAGCAGAAAAAAGAAUUUCAACAACAACAAGAAGAAGAAGAACAACAACAACACGAAGGAGAAGUAAAGGUUAAUAAGGAAGGAGAUUUAGAGAAAACCAAUGUGAAUAGUUCUUUUUCACAAUCGAGUUCAACAUCCAAGUUACGUGUAGAUAAUAAAUCUUCGGAAAUGCCAGUUCUUCCUUUACAUGAGAUCCAACGCUUUACUCUACAGACAGUAGAGGCAUUAAAUUUUCUUCAUGUUCACGGAUAUGUGCAUUUAGAUGUGAAAACAGCUAAUAUUCUCGUAACGGAGAAUGGAGAUGCUCGACUGGCAGACUUUGGGUGUUCAAUGCGUCUAAAAAAGCCUGUGGCUCCUUCCUUAAGUGAGAACCAAACAGCACAGCAUCCAUUAAAUGGAACAGAUGAGAAUACCACUUCCUCUAAUGCUGCCUUUAAUAAUAAUAAUAAUAAUAAUAAUAAUCAUAAGAAUAGUAGUAGUAAUAGUAAUAAUAGUACAGAGUGUAAAGAGGCCCCAGCAGCAACAGCAACAACACCAGUGCCAUUUCAAAUUCUCGCAGAGGAUAAUGAUAUUACGGAAUUGCGGGGAACGGCUGUUUAUAUGGCCCCUGAGAUGAUUCGCUUUGAACGUCAACGCAUUGGAACCGCAGGGGAUGUGUGGUCACUGGGAUGUGUCGUGAUGGAACUCGCAACUGGGGCCGCCCCGUGGAGACAUGUAGCGAAGGAUAAGUUAAGAGUUCUCUUUCGAAUGGCAUCCGCGAGGGAAAAUCUCCCACUACCACCUAUUAUUGUACACACCGCAGAAAAGGCAAGGCAAUGGUUAUCACUUCACAUGGAUGGAGCUACGGCUAAUCCUUCGGAUCCUGCUGCUUUUACGUCUGUUCAUAUGCAUAGUAGUAGUAGUAGUAGUAGUGGUAGUAGUUCAGCGAGGGAUGCUGGGAGAGAUGAUGAUAAUAGUAAUAGUGAUGAUGAGAUUGGAAGAAGAGGAAGAACAAUAACAAUAACAGAAGCAGCAGCAGCAGCAAGAGAAGAAGAAGAAAGCGAAGAAGAAAAAGUAGGAGAAAAACGAAGACGUCUGGAGAGCACACUAGAUGAGACAGAGAGUGAAGUUUCUCUGAUGGAUCCCAUUUCACAUGAUACCACAACGAAAGGGGAGUUACACCGGCGGAUGCUUCUUCGUGUGGCGUUGGAGAAUUUUCUCUCACUUUGCCUGCGAGUACAUCCGGAGGAUCGACCAAGUUGUGAAGAGUUGCUGCGUCAUCCUUUUCUCACUAUCCACUAA
Trypanosoma theileri is the source of this 3861-nucleotide messenger RNA. Its product is annotated as protein kinase. Gene Ontology annotation, molecular function: protein kinase activity; ATP binding. Lineage: Eukaryota; Euglenozoa; Kinetoplastea; Trypanosomatida; Trypanosomatidae. Gene Ontology annotation, biological process: protein phosphorylation. The transcript has a single exon. Bases 1 to 3861 code for a protein of 1286 amino acids. The record is from RefSeq and is a predicted model, not a curated record.